UGACCGUAUGGAAAGUUGUCUUCGUGGCGGAGUGCAAGCGCUUGUUUGUAAACACAACCAACGCCUUCGUCACCAACAAACGGUCCAAUCAGCUCACGACCGGGGCGGAAGUGGCACAUUUAAAAACUGGCAGUUGAAGCUGAGCCUUUUUUCGUGCUCCAUUCAGGGAAACGGGAUUAAUAACAUCGUAAACAAGAUGGAAGAAGAAGAGCACACGGACAGGAAGCACCAGCUUGCCAUGCUCUAUCAAAAGAUCAACAAAAUAAAAAAGUAUAUCAAUGAAGAUGAUACGGACAACAUUAACCAGGUUAUCGGCUCAAACUCCCCCGAGUCGUGCCUCUCAUAUUUGGCGAACCUGGAGAAGAAAGGGGACCCCCACUUGGAUCGUAACCACCUCACCAGACUUAUUGACUUUUAUACCCGAGUAUUCUCCAACAUGCCCCUGGGGACACACUGUCAGAAUGAGGGCUAUGCCAGGCUGCUGGUCCGAUUUGCUGAGCUGAAAGCAAUUCAAGACGUCAAUGAGGCAGAAGCCAACUUCAACGUGGCAAGAUCUCAUAGCCCAAACUUUGCAUUUGUUCACAUUGCACAUGCACAGUUUGAGCAAUCCCAAGGCAACACAAAGAGAGGCCUUUACAUAUUGCAGAAUGCUAUUGAAUUGGGUGCCAAACCAAAGGAGCUGCUUGAGGCUGCCUUGGAAAGCAUCCAGGCCGGUAAAACACGCAUCUUCUGUUCAGAGGAUAAGGAAAAUGUACCUCAGUUGUCAAACGGUAAUGUGCACGGUUCUGUCAAAAAGGGCUCUGUGUUCCAAAAAGUAUGCAGAACAUCGGACGGCAUCAGCGACUUGCAGCUUUCCAGUAUUUUUGGUUCAGGGACAGAGCCCCUUGGUGGAUCGGCAGAUGACCAACUAUCGGGCAGGAGAUCUGGAUCUCAUUGCAAGAGAGUAGUUGGCAUGCCAAGGAGAGUUCCCGUAGUACCUUUCUCUAUCCCAGAAAAGGAUGACGAUGAUGGUGACAUUAAUGAGAGGCCCUCAAAGGGGAAUGAUGCAUCAAUCCACCCCAGCAUGUCCAGGCAAACAUCUGGUUCAAACGUGAACCCGCUAUUUGGGCUGUCGUCUUCCAAGAAAAAAGAUGCGGAUCGUUUAUACGAUCGACCACCAGCCGUCAGUCCAGAGUGUUGCCCCUGGGAGGACCAGGCCGCUGUGGACUCCACCACCACACUCCUUCACAUACGGGACGCCCCAAAAAUAGAAGACGUGACAUUCAACUUCGACCAGGUUGUCAAUACAAAUUCCCCCGAGUCGUGUUGGACAUACCUGAUGAACCUGGAGAAGAGAGGCACGCCUCACACAGACGUUAACCUCCUCAAUAAGCUCAAGGACUGUUAUUCUAAAAUCUUCUCCCGGCUGCCGAUAAGACAGUUCAGCAAAAACACCAGCUAUGCCAGAAUACUGGUCAGAUAUGCAGAACUCAAGGGGAUUGAAGACCCCGAUGAAGCCCAGGACCACUUCAUAGUUGCCAGAUCCAACUGUAAAGACUUUGCCUUUGUCCACGUGGCACAUGCCCAGUUUGAGGUUUCUCAAGGUAAUGUGAUCAAAGCAACUUCAAUUCUGCACAAAGCCCAGACAUUGAAUGCCAGGCCGGCAGAGCUGCUGGAGAUGGCCGUACGUAACCUGAAGGCUGGGGAGAAACUGCUCGUGCCCACCAAGGAGGAGGAGCAUCCCGCAGCUUUGCAAACGGUUGCUGCGGUAAAUGUGUCUGCGUGUGGGAGGAACCAGGAAGUCCAGCUUCCCGCUCGGGUCCCUGUGAAACGGUCGUCCGAACAGUCCAAAGCUGCCGGCAAGGAGCCGUCAUCGGAGUGGAAGAUGCCAACGCUCCUCAACCGGCAUGUUUCUCCAGAGUAUAAACGAGCUACACCUCCUGACCCCAGACCUGUUCCCCGUUUGCUCGAGUCCCUCCCCACUCCAUCCCUCCAGCUUCCUUCAAGAAUGAACCCACAGGCAGUCUGUCGGACGCCCAACGGCUACAGGACCCCCUGCGCUAGCAGCUUUAUUACUCCUGUCGUGAAGAGGGGCCCUGAGGUGCCUUCCUCUGCAGCGGCGGCGCACAGAGCUGGAGCCGCUCAGCAGCCGUGCACACCGGUAAACCAAGCGCCGUGCUUCCAAACUCCACAGUCGUCCCUCUCUGCGUUGUCAAAUGAAACCAUUACCAUCAAGGGCAAACAGUUCUUCAUACUCAAGAUGAUUGGACGUGGUGGAUCUAGUAAGGUCUACCAGGUCCUUGAUCACAAAAAGCAGCUGUUUGCUGUGAAAUACGUCGACCUCGAGGAGGCGGAUGCUCAGACAAUAGAAAGCUACAAAAAUGAGAUCGAACAUCUGAACCGCUUGCAGCAGUACAGCGAUCAGAUUAUCAAGCUCUAUGACUAUGAAAUAACCAACAGCCACAUCUACAUGCGGAUGGAGUGUGGAAACUUGGAUCUGAACACUUGGUUGCGUAACCGCAAGACUGUGAAUCCUCUGGAGAGGAAGUUCUACUGGAAGAACAUGCUGGAGGCCGUCCAGACCAUCCACAAACACGGAAUUGUCCACAGUGACUUGAAGCCAGCCAAUUUUGUCAUUGUGAACGCGUCGCUGAAGUUGAUUGACUUUGGCAUCGCCAACAGAAUCCAGCCAGAUGUUACGAGCAUUAUGAAGGAUUCACAAGUUGGAACCUUGAACUAUAUGCCCCCCGAAGCCAUCAAGGACACCUCAUCCCAGGCAGGAAAAGCCCGCUCAAAGAUCAGUCCCAAAGGUGACGUGUGGUCACUUGGUUGCAUCCUGUACUGCAUGACUUAUGGGAAAACUCCAUUCCAAAGCAUCACCAAUCAGAUCGCCAAGCUGCACGCCAUCAUCGACACGUCUCAUCAGAUGGAAUUCCCCGAUAUCGCGGAGACAGAUUUGCUGGAUGUGUUGAAGAGGUGCUUGGUACGAAACCCCAGAGAGCGAAUCUCUAUUGCAGAGCUGCUGGAGCAUCAAUACCUGCAGCUGAAGCCACAAGCAUCACCUGUACCAGAAUGUCCAAGUAACCGUGAACUCCAGAAGAUCCUCAUGGACCUCGCAGCCCUCCAGUCUCCAAACAGCAUCGUCCGAGCUGCGAACAAUCUGGCCAAAAUGUGCAGCAGCGGCAGGAAGUUGGAUGUUGCAGAGUGCGCAAAGUCGUCCUAGUUAUGCUGGAAUGUGAUGUGGAUUUUUCUUAGUUUAACCCCUCUUAACCACUUCAGUAUUUUCUAUAAGAUGUAGAACUAACAAAUCGAUAUUUGUAUGUUUGUGGCUUUGGCUCAAAAUCAUUUAAAUUGCUUCAUUUUUACUCCACCCGAUUGACCAAUAAUAAAUGUGAGCAUACAGCACAGUCAAAUAAAAGUACUGUAUUCUUAGGA
Molecule: messenger RNA, 3414 nt
Organism: Cyclopterus lumpus (lumpfish)
Lineage: Eukaryota; Metazoa; Chordata; Actinopteri; Perciformes; Cyclopteridae
Gene: ttk
Product: ttk protein kinase
Exons: 25
Coding region: 8-3202 (1064 amino acids)
Biological process (GO): meiotic spindle assembly checkpoint signaling; peptidyl-serine phosphorylation; chromosome segregation
Cellular component (GO): spindle; kinetochore; nucleus
Molecular function (GO): ATP binding; protein serine/threonine/tyrosine kinase activity; protein serine/threonine kinase activity
Source: RefSeq, a predicted model, not a curated record